AUGCGCUUCACCGGCUCGUUAAGAGGCGGCCUCGUCGCACUGCUCACCCUUGGCCAACCCGUGUGCGUUUGGAGCAAGACCGUUACCCAUGACUUCCACCUGAGCUGGAUCACAACAAACCCAGACGGCGCCUAUGCGAAGUCCACAAUCGGCAUCAACAACCAAUGGCCACCUCCGCUCAUCACCGCCACCGUCGGCGAUGAAGUCGUCGUGAACCUGCACAACGGCCUCGGAAACACCACCACCAGCCUGCACUUCCACGGGCUCUUCCAGAAUGGCACCAACCACAUGGACGGCGCAGUCGGCGUCACCCAGUGCCCCGUACCGCCGGGCCACACCUUCACCUACCGCUUCAAGGUCGAGCAGCCGGGCACGUACUGGUACCACGCCCACAACAACGGUCAGUAUCCCGACGGCCUGAGAGGUCCCGUUGUGGUCCACGACCCGGCCGGGCCGUACGAGGGCAAGUACGACGACGAGAUCGUCUUGACCUUUUCGGACUGGUACCACCGUCCGAUGAAGGACCUGAUCGCCGAGUUCCUAAACUACAAGAACCCUUCGGGCGCAGAGCCCGUGCCACAAGCGGCGCUGAUGAACGACACGCAGGACCUCCGCGUCAAGGUCGAGCCGAGCAAGACGUACCUGGUCAGGAUGGUCAACGUCGGCGCGUUCGCGUCGCACUUUGUCAGGUUCGAAGGUCAUCAGGUGAGUGUCGUCGAGGCCGACGGCGUGUGGAUGGAAAAGUCGGCACCGGUGGAUGUGCUCUACCUCGCUGCCGCGCAGAGAUACAGCGUUCUGCUACAGGCCAAAUCAGAUGCGGCACAGAACUUUGCGAUUGUCUCCACGAUGGACGAGGAGCUAUUCGACGAUGCUCCCGAGGACCUGAACCCGUCCGUGACCGGGUGGCUGGUUUACGAUGAGGAGAAACCCCUGCCGGAGCCGGACAAACUGGCACCUGACAGUGGCAUUGUGCUGGAUGAUAUGGACCUCGUGCCUGCGGACAGGUACAGACUGUUGGAUACGGUGAGCCAAUCGCUCGAGUUCAACGUUCACAUGAAGAUUCUCGGGAACGGAGUGAACUAUGCAUUCUUCAACAACAUCACCUACGUCGGCCCGAAAACGCCAACACUCUACACGGCCCUUACAGUCGGCGGCGCCGCCAACGCCACGAACCCCAUCGUGUACGGCAGCCACACCAACAGCCACGUGCUGCGCCACAACGACGUCGUCGAACUGGUCGUCAACAACUUCGACGAUGGUGACCACCCAUUCCACCUGCACGGGCACAACUUCCAAGUCAUGACCCGUUCCGAUGCCGACGCGGGCCCCUACGUCCCGUCCAACCGGCCGCGGCUGCAGAGGGACGUCCCCCUGCGCCGCGACACGGUCCUCAUCCGCGGCAACGGCCACGCGGUGCUCCGCUUCGUCGCCGAUAACCCGGGCGCCUGGCUCUUCCACUGCCACAUCGAGUGGCACAUGGAACAGGGGCUCGUCGCGACGCUGGUGUCGGCCCCGGACCGGCUCCUCGGCGCCUCCAAGCACCCGCAACUGCCCCGGUCGCACCUCGAGUCGUGCAAGCGGUCCGGCAUGCCGUACCAGGGCAACGCAGCCGGAAAUGAGCACGACGUGCUGGACCUAACGGGCGAGAACCGGCCGCCGCCGCCUUUGCCGACCGGAUUCACGGCCAAGGGCUACGUGGCACUGGUGUGCAGCGGCUUGGCGGCCGUUGUGGGCAUGGCGAGCAUAUGGUACUAUGGUAACAUUCCGGAUAUGCAAAAGGGGUAUGAGGCUAUAUAG
Molecule: messenger RNA, 1797 nt
Organism: Pyricularia pennisetigena
Lineage: Eukaryota; Fungi; Ascomycota; Sordariomycetes; Magnaporthales; Pyriculariaceae
Exons: 2
Coding region: 1-1797 (598 amino acids)
Biological process (GO): reductive iron assimilation; cellular response to iron ion starvation
Cellular component (GO): high-affinity iron permease complex
Molecular function (GO): copper ion binding; ferroxidase activity
Source: RefSeq, a predicted model, not a curated record